AUGCGCACACACGCUCGUAAGAAGGCCGGGAGUUCCAGGUGGACAAUGGCGGAGCUGGGUGAGGCGGACCAAGCGGAGUUGCAGCGCCUGGUGGCAGCCGAACAGCAGAAAGCGCAGUUCACGGCACAGGUGCAUCACUUCAUGGAGCUAUGCUGGGAUAAAUGUGUGGAGAAGCCAGGGAAUCGCCUAGACUCUCGCACUGAAAACUGCCUCUCUAGCUGUGUGGACCGCUUCAUUGACACUACUCUUGCUAUCACCAGUCGCUUUGCCCAGAUUGUACAGAAAGGAGGGCAAUAGGCCAUCCCUUGGGAGAAUGACAGAAGAAACAAAGGACUUGUUAGAGCAGAUUGAUGGGCCACUGGGGGAAGGUCGGCAGCCCAUUGUCAGGUGAACUUGAGGCUGUUACCAAGCCUGUUGGUGCUAAAAAGUCACAGAUCAAAUGUUCAAAAAGUGAAAUUUAUUUAUUUGGAAUUCAGAAAUUCCAUGUUGUAUCACAACAGUUGCUCAAUAAAUGUGAAUUCUCCAA
Messenger RNA from Herpailurus yagouaroundi (jaguarundi), 526 nucleotides. RefSeq names its product translocase of inner mitochondrial membrane 8 homolog B (gene TIMM8B). Bases 1 to 297 code for a protein of 98 amino acids. NCBI's taxonomy places the organism in Eukaryota, Metazoa, Chordata, Mammalia, Carnivora, Felidae. The record is from RefSeq and is a predicted model, not a curated record. The transcript is spliced from 2 exons.